AAAUGUGCGAAUAUCGCACGUCCAACGUCAAGCCAACUUUAUGGCAGUGUGUGGUAAACCAGGGAAUGUGUAGCUAGCUUGAGGAGUUAUCAGCUUUAAUAUCCUCGACCUUCGGGUGCCUGGUUUAGGCAAGGAGCCUUUUCUACCCAAUUCUUACUUGUAAUUGAAAAUGUCCGUGUUCUCGGAGCCUGCUUUGGAGAAGAAAUUAUCAGAACUGAGUAACUCCCAGCAGAGCGUGCAGACCCUUUCACUGUGGCUCAUCCACCACAGAAAACACUCCAAAACCAUCGUCAAAGUCUGGUAUAACGAGCUGAAGAAAGCCCAAGUGUCCCGUAAGCUGACCUUCCUGUAUCUUGCAAAUGAUGUCAUACAGAAUAGCAAGAGGAAAGGACCAGAGUUCACACAAGAUUUUUCCCCAGUUAUUGUUGAUGCUUUUAAACAUGUCUCCAGUGAAGGAGACGAGAGCUGUAAGAAACAGUUAGGUAGAGUUUUGUCCAUCUGGCAGGAAAGAGCCGUCUAUGAGAAUGACAUACUGGACAAACUCUCUGAUGUCCUGCAGGUAGAAAAGAAGGCCAAGAAAAGGCCUUAUGAAGAGAUUAAGGUGAACGAUGAUGACUUUGCCUCCCAAAGCUCCCCUGCUGAACCUCCACAGACUGCAGAUCUGAUCCGAGCACUACAGGAGCUUGAGAACGCAGCCUCCAGUGACGCAGCUCUCCGCCAGAGGAUCUCUGCUCUACCCCCAGAGGUGCAGGACACCUCCCUUUUGCACAGAGUUACAGGAAGGAAAACUAAAACCAUGGUCAAAAAUGAUCCAGAAAAGAUCCGUUUUGCCUUGGACAACGGCGCAAAAAUGUACACCAUCACGUCGGAAAGUAUGUCCUCAGGUGAGAUGAAGGAUAGUAAGCACUGUCACGAUAACAGCCGUGCCCUGGAGGACCGAGAGCGUGAAAAAAAGCUUGCCAAGAAACGCCUAUACAUUGUUUCAGUAGUGUGUCUGGUCUUCAUGGUGGGCGAGAUCUUAGGUGGGUAUUUUGCUGGGAGUCUGGCAGUGAUGACAGAUGCCGCACACCUGCUCGUGGACCUCACCAGCUUCAUCAUCAGUUUGUGCUCGUUGUGGCUGUCGUCCAGACCUGCUACACGCACUCUCAAUUAUGGCUGGCAUCGAGCAGAAAUCUUGGGUGCUCUGCUAUCUGUCUUCACCAUUUGGCUGGUGACUGGUGUGCUGGUGUAUCUGGCAGUGGAACGGAUCAUUCAUGAUGACUUCACUAUUGAGGGCACAGUCAUGCUCAUUACUUCUGGCUGUGCUGUACUGGCCAACAUUAUAAUGGCCUUCACUCUGCAUCAGUCAGGUCAUGGCCAUAGUCACGGUGGUCUGAGCGGUGGCCACGGCCACAGUCACGACCAUAGGAAGAAAAACGGCCACAGCAAUUCUAACGCUAAUCAUUAUGACGUUGAGAAGCAUGGGUCUGGUAAAAGACAACAAGCUAAUGCUAGCGUCAGGGCAGCAUUUGUCCAUGUUAUUGGAGACCUUCUACAGAGUGUCAGUGUGCUUGUCAGUGCCCUCGUCAUCUUUUUUAAGCCCGAAUAUAAAAUUGCAGAUCCAAUCUGCACCUUCCUGUUUUCUCUAUUUGUCCUGGGAACCACUAUCACCAUCAUGAGGGACAUUAUUAUUGUCUUAAUGGAAGGUACGCCGGCUGGUGUGAACUAUAAUGAGGUGAGGGAACAACUGCUCAAAGUAAAGGGUGUCAAAGCUGUGCACAACCUUCACAUCUGGGCCUUGACAAUGAACCAGGCUGUGCUCUCUGCUCAUGUGGCUAUAGAUGAUACCGUAGAGCCACAGGCGGUGUUGAGAGAAAUGACCCAGACCUGUUUCACCUCGUACAGUUUCCAUUCAGUAACCAUUCAACUGGAGCAUCAGGCGGACCAAAGGGCUGACUGUAGCCUCUGUCAAGACCCCACAAAGUGAAACACCCAGAGACUCAAAAUCAGGUCUUUUUGGAUUUCAGACACCUCUGUUCUUGUGUGUUUUUUCACUAAUUUGGAUUUAAAGGGAUGGUCACCCAAAAAUGAAAAUUCUGCCAUUAUUUUCUCACCUGUAUGAUUGCUCUUAUUUUUUUAAAUUUACUCAUGAAAGUUGUUCGGACCAAUUGUUCUUCUUUUGUGUUCUGUAAAAGAAAGUAAGUCAUACAGGUUUGGAACGGCAUGAAGG
Molecule: messenger RNA, 2209 nt
Organism: Sinocyclocheilus grahami
Lineage: Eukaryota; Metazoa; Chordata; Actinopteri; Cypriniformes; Cyprinidae
Product: zinc transporter 8-like
Exons: 13
Coding region: 170-1966 (598 amino acids)
Biological process (GO): response to glucose; insulin secretion; response to zinc ion
Cellular component (GO): plasma membrane
Molecular function (GO): RNA polymerase II C-terminal domain binding; zinc ion transmembrane transporter activity
Source: RefSeq, a predicted model, not a curated record